Molecule: messenger RNA, 5750 nt
Organism: Haliotis rubra (blacklip abalone)
Lineage: Eukaryota; Metazoa; Mollusca; Gastropoda; Lepetellida; Haliotidae
Product: coiled-coil domain-containing protein 158-like
Source: RefSeq, a predicted model, not a curated record
UAGCGGAAACCCGCUUUAUACAAAACAAACUGAAUUUACGAAGUUUUAUCGAAGUGUGUGACUUUGUUGACACGAAGUAAGUCAAUAUCAGUGAUCAUGACAUACUCCUGACUGUCAAAGCAGUCAAACUGUAUAUGUCUCAACUCAUGAUCAAACAUGGACACAAUGAAUUCUUCGUUUACAACUGUGCCCACAGUGAGCAUGAUCCCAGGGCAAGGGACGCCGUCGUCUGCAUCAACGCCUGCAAUGAACAACAACAGUGCCAUGGAUGACGGUUCUAAUCUUACUGCUGCGGGUUUAAGACAGAGUAGUAGAGAGUUUGCUGAACAGAUAAGAAGACUGGAACUGGAAGGAAAUAAGCUACGAGAAGUGACAUUAGCUAGUUUGGCAGGAAAUCUGAGCAUGGAUGCAACCGAUACCAGUUUUGAGACUGUGAAGCCUGUGGUACCUCCUGCAUCCCUUGCAUCUCUCAUUGACAUUUCAUCCGAACAAAAGACUAUCUCAGACCUCAGGGUGCAGCUGGAGCAGCAGCGGAAGGAAACUGACCGGCUGCAGUCCCAACUGCUCACAGACCUCCCUCCCAGUCACAGCUUCACCAGCGUUCCAUCCAGCCCCUCCAAGUCAGCCUUCUCCACACUGCCACCCACACCGGAACUCUCCACCUCCAGGAACAGAGCCUUCGAGUUUGUUCCACCAUCCCAUCUGGAACGAGCUCUCAAAGAAUCUCAGGAACAAGUGUCUGACCUCAGGAAGAAACUUCAGGAGGUUAAUGACACAACUGAAAGCCAAAAGCGCCAGUUCCGUGUCAACAUUGAAGAGCUGAAGUCCAAACUGCAUGAGACGAUUGUGAACCGAGACACAAUACUAGAACUCAGACAGAAGGAGGCAAUGAGCCAGGAGGCUGUCAUCUCUAAGCUCAAGGCCUCUCUCCAGCAACAACAUGAACGCAAUAAGGGUCAGGAGACGUCCCUCGCAGAUGCCAACAAGAAGCUGGAAGCUAUCAGCCAUACCAGCCACAUCGCCAACACUACCAUCACUCAGAUCCAGACACUGCUGGCUGAGAGGGAGAAGUGCCGAGGAAAGCCAUUCUUCGAGUCCAACUUUGUGUCCAGCCAGGGCCCAGCCAUGUUGAUCCACACUCUGGAAAGAUGUCUGCAGGAACUGGACACGGAACUGGAUGCAAAACGAAAAAAAGUUAAUGAGGUCCAGCAGGAUCUGGAGAACUCUCAGUCCAUGUCUUCUCAGAAAGUACAAACGCUUGCCAAAGACUAUCAUGAGAAUUUACAAAGAGAAUCAGAAGAUGCUUUGAAAAGAGUGACUCAGAUGACAUCAGAACAUGAGCUGCAGCUGGAAACCGCCAAUGAGAGAGCCGUGAACGCCCGCAAACAGGCCACGUCCCUGCAGAAUCAGCUCCAACUCCUUCAGAGCCAGUAUGACCAGCAGAUUAAGCUGAAGGAUGACCUGAUCACGGAUCUUGAGACGAAGGUGCGGCAGCUGAAAGAGGAACAUGCUGACGACCGAACCAAGUGGCAGGAAAGGAGAGACACCCUGGAGACCAGCAUGGACAAAGUGCAAAGAGACAUGAGUUUGAUGAGAGCUGACAGAGAGGAUUCUGUCAGGAAAUGCGGUGCCAUGGAAACGCAUAUACAUGACUUCCAGGGCUGUGUGUCCAGACUGGAGGCGGAGCUGGGGAUGGAGCGUGUCUGCAUUAAGAAGCAGCUGGAGCGUGAGGAGGAGCUGAGGAGCAAGCUGCUGGUGACAGAGAACUCGCUGACCAGCAGGCAGCAGGACGUGGAGAGGCUGGAGAAGAUGCUGGAUGUGGUCAAACAGGAGUGUUCUUCACAGCUGCAGGAUCGGGUGUCGACAGCGGAGAAGACUGAACGAGAGCGCAGUAAUGACCACAUCCGGAGCCUGAUGGCGCAGCUGACCAGCCAGACAGAGAAGUGCAGCAAGGUGACCGUGGAACUAGAGGUAGCCAAGUCUGAAAUGGCCACCUUCAAAGAGCAGGUGAAGGAACUUACCGAGAAACUCGAGUCUGCUCGAAUCCAACUUGACUCUGCUAUGAGUGAAAAAAGACAUCUAUCUGAACUGGUCAGUGACAGGAAGGGAGAUGUGGAGCGAGUGUCAAAGGAAAAAGACUAUUAUUUCAGUCUCCUGGAACAGAAGAAUGAGGAGCUUGCACAGCUUAAGGCAACCAAAGAAAAACUUCUAAUGCAGGUGGAUGAGAAGGAGAGAAAUGUUUUGGCUUUGAAGCAGCAGUCAGACAAUAUAUCCCAGCUAGUGGAAGCCAAUUCUAAAACCAGUGAAAAUAUUCGUGAGGAGAAAGAAAGGAUUAUAUAUUUGUUAAAUGAAAAGUCGGCAGCAGUCGAUGAAUUGAGGACGGGGCAGGACAGCAUGGGGAAGAAACUGCGAUUGAAGGAAAAGCGUAUACGAGAGUUGGAGGAGGAGAGGAUGAGGCUGACAGAGGACUUGGCUCUCAAGGUGCAGGAGAUGGACAUCAUGCAUCAGGAGAAAGACAACCUGUUCAAGGAACUUAAAGACAGUCGGCUAGAAGUCGCCAAUAUUACCCAGGCUAAAGACAUGAUUAAGAAGGAGCUAUCGAAGCUGAGGUCAAGUUAUGAGAAGGAAAUUAGUAAACUGCAAUCAAGGUUAAAAGGAGCAGAACAUGAUGUGAAGUUAGCCCAGAAGACUCUGAAAAGUAAAGACUCUGUAGAUAACAAAGCUGUGAAGUAUGCUGACAAGAUGCAGAAGGAGAUCACCAACAAGAGAGGAGAACUUGAUUCAUUAUUGUCAAAAGUCAGGAAGUUUGAAGACAAACUGGAAACAUUAGCUAAGGAGAAGCUGGUGGUAGAGAAGGACAAGGAGAGUCUGAAGAAGUCUCUCAGCAAGUCCAUGCAGCACACCCAGGAGCUGGCGGAGCAGCUGGAGGCCAGUGCUGCCAAGAACCACGAUCUGAGAGAGCGCAUGGCUCUCAUGGAGGCCAAGCUGGAGAAGGCUGGUCUGAAGACGGCAACAGCACAGGCCAAGAUGGAGCAGUUUGAACAAGACAUUGCCAGACUCAAGAUCAACCACCAGCUGGAUCUCAAGGAGGCUGAGCAAGUAAUAACUGGCAAGACGCCCUACUCUGCCAUACCCCCUACAGGUCGAUCCAGUAGAACACAUACCCCUGCGUCCCGGAAGGGGAGGGAGUCCGGCGGUUUCACCUACCCCCACAAGCCAGCAACCAGCAUUCAAGCACAGGAACCAAAGGAACCCACUGAGAACUAUGCUGUAGUGGGCCAGGAGUUGAAGGAUCUGCUGAAGGAGAUGAGGUCGUUGAUUGCUGGACAAAGGGAGGUAACUCAGAAGUCAAACCUGCAUCCUUCAGUGUACCAUUCCUCACCUGUACAAGCAAGAGAUAGAAGAUCUAAGGAUUCUGGGUCAUCUCCAGACAUAGACUCCCUGUCCGACUCUGAGAUCGAACCAACCUGGCUCCGGGCAAGGGCAAGGUCAAAUAUAGACUUUUCAGGGGUGUCAUCAGUCCGAGAAGUCACCUCGGCCCCACAAACUCCACAGCGUCGUCAUCGUAGGAGCUGCUCUGCUGAUCUCAGCAGUUCACGGAGUAAACCUCGACAAGACAGUCGGUACGAAUCAAGUCGUAUAUCAGCUGGCAGCUCGCCGGGGCGGUCAGCGUAUAUCGGUUCUCCUUACAGAAGCAGAGAUGGCUCCCUCUCUUGUCAUCCAUCCUUCUCUGGGUCUGCCAAUACCCUUCUUACCUCACUCUGUACCCCGCCCGGUGCACUCCGCCAUCAGACACACCCUGCUACUCACCUUGUUGUCUCACCUGUAGACUGCACACCUGUGUCACUUUCACCUAACCCAGAUAGAGACAUGGACAGCGAAAGCUUUCAUCCAGCGUCCAUGUCCUCCCUGACCCCAGACACACAGGUGCUGUGUAAGAGACUGGAGGAGAAGAUCGAGAACCUCACCAAGAUGGGAGGCAACCUGCAGCGUGAAAACAGAGAAAUGGCCAACUUAAUGACAAUGCAUGGGAGGAAGAUAGAUUCAGUGCGGGAACAUGAACGCAAACUACGGAAGAGUCCCAGAUAAUGUCGGACUGUUCCAGAUCCGUCCAAUACUAAACAUUUCUGUGAUACCCCUGUACAGUGAAGCUGAGGAACACUGUUCUCCACACCUUUUUUAGGUUUUAUUUAUUUUGACUAUAUAUUGGUCCUUCUUGUAUCAGGAGUAGUUUCUCUCUAGGAUGAUGAGUGUCACAUGCAAAACUGUCAAACCUGAGUGAGGAGGCUACAGUCGCUCAGGGAAUACAUGUUACUCUGUUUUAGUUCAAACAUGCAGAAGUCAUGUGUGGAAGUACAUGGUUGAUAUUAUCAUUACCAUUAUACUGUUGAAAGACAAGCAUCCAUAAUGAGUCUUGUAAGUCAUAAUGUUUGACGAUUCAUCUAAUAUUUCUGAACAUUUUCCUGAGAGAAGGCAAUCAAUUUUCAGAUAGAAAGGAAAUGUAUACUACAUCUGUAUCACCAACAAAAGGAAAAUGAUUUAAAGUGUUUGUAAAAGUAUUGCAUGUCUGAUUAUGUUGCCACUCAAGUACAUCUCUAACAGGCCAGUAUAGUAUCAGAUGUCCUGUAGAGACCAGAUAAGCUGCACCCAGAAGAUGGAAUGUCUGGUAUGGUGAUCUCUACUGGAUGAAGUCAUAGUUCUACUGUUACAUGACCAGCAUCAGCAGCACUGAGUGCCAGUUUGGUUGGUGAUUAUCAUCAUCAGAGGCCCAGGUGGAAUCUGACAGGAUAAUGGUGGGAAGCUGGUCCGUGUUGAUCUCCUGAAACCAGGUCCACUGGGUGGCAGUUGUGCGCGUCUCUUAUCAAGAUGUUUGAAAUGAGGGAUAAUAAUUUGAAAUUGAAUAUAUGAUUACCCUGCAGCAUCUCACCAUUCCAUGUAUUCAAAUGUGAAGGUAGAAGUAUAGUUUCACUCAUUUCAUUUCUUCUGAAGUAUUAAAUCAUGCCAUAUGUCAACAAUUUGCGAGAUACUUUUCACCAUUUGAACAUAAUUUUCUGACCAGUAUUACAUAGUUUUCUGCAACUUCAUAAUUCAACAUUUCCAGUGGCCGAGCCAGGCCAUUUUACUACCUCAUCCUGUCUACACAGAAUUCCUUUGUAACCCACAAGCAGAGAUGCAGCAUGAGUUUUUGUUGUUAUAAAUUAGACUGAAACCAUAGAAGCAUGUCCCUCCAUGGAUGUAGCAGAAAAAAACUGUCGGUGUGAGUAGCUGUCAUCCGUGUGAAGUCUGGUGAAUGAAAGGAUCAAGUCACCGCUGUAUGCCAGUAUUUACAAGAAAGGACAGGAUCACUCCUCUCUGACAAUCAGUUCUGUAAGGACCAAGUAUUUUAUGACACCUACCACUGUGAAUGUAUGACAGACCAUGUUGGUUUCUUGCAUCAUGAGAUACUGAAUGCCAUAUUUAUAUUUAUCAUUGAUGUUCAUCCCAAUAUAUACAUAUUGUUAUGGGUGGGUGGGAGACAUUUACGUCAUUGAUAAGUUUGGUACAGAAGCACAAGAAGUAGCAUUAUAUACUUGGAAACAUGUUAAUGUAAAUAAGCCUGCAUGAACUUGUAAAGUAGUCCAACAGUAUUUCUGUAAGGAAACUUCUAUGGGUUUGUAUGUACUUAUUCCAUAUGGUUUACAAUAUAUCGUAUUUGUAUCUAUUUUAUUGUCUUUGUACAAUGUCGGCAAUAAAGCAUUCACUGAAAUGAG